Cadophora gregata is the source of this 1183-nucleotide messenger RNA. RefSeq lists its product as uncharacterized. Gene Ontology annotation, molecular function: pyridoxal phosphate binding; D-cysteine desulfhydrase activity; 1-aminocyclopropane-1-carboxylate deaminase activity. NCBI's taxonomy places the organism in Eukaryota, Fungi, Ascomycota, Leotiomycetes, Helotiales, Ploettnerulaceae. Bases 70 to 1116 code for a protein of 348 amino acids. The transcript has 4 exons. The record is from RefSeq and is a predicted model, not a curated record. Gene Ontology annotation, biological process: amine catabolic process.
AAAAGACCAGAACAAUACAGCUACAUCAAUUGAUAAUCUAUUCAAGAAAAACAGAAAACAAACAGCAACAUGGCACCAGUCACUCUCCCAGAACCAUUCGCCAGCAUCCCGAAAUCCGACUUCCUGUUCGGUCCUUCGCCAGUCCAUCACUUGCCUAGAAUAUCAGAGGCUCUAGGUGGAAAAGUAGCUAUUUGGGCCAAGAGAGAAGAUUGCAACUCUGGAAUUGCAUUUGGUGGGAAUAAGACCCGGAAAUUGGAAUACCUCGUACCAGAAGCACUGGAGCAAGGAUGCGAUACUCUGAUCAGUAUCGGAGGCGUGCAAAGUAACCACACCAGACAAGUCGCCGGCGUAGCUGCAAAGUUGGGUCUCAAGGCCAAACUCGUUCAAGAGCACUGGGUCGACUGGACAGACCCGGGCUACGAGAAAGUCGGCAACAUCCAGCUCUCCCGGCUCAUGGGCGCCGCACCGCGGCUCGACCCCUCAGAAUUCGGCAUCGGCCACAAACAGACCCUCGCAAACCUCACCAAGGAAGUCAUCGAGUCCGGCGGAAAGCCGUACUACAUCCCUGCCGGAGCAUCGGACCAUCCACUCGGCGGCCUGGGCUUCGCGAGAUGGGCCUUCGAGGUUGCGGAGCAGGAGAAGGAGUUGGGUGUUUUCUUCGAUACGGUUAUUGUUUGUGCUGUUACGGGGAGUACGUUUGCGGGGAUGAUUGCGGGGUUUAAACUUCUGGAGAAGAAUGGGGGGAGGAAGAGGAGGGUGGUUGGGAUUGAUGCUUCUGCUAAGCCGAAGGAGACGCGGGAUCAGGUGUUGAGGAUUGCGAAGUUUACGGGUGUGAAGAUUGGGUUGGCGGAGGGAGAUAUUACGGAGGGGGAUGUGGAGUUGGAUGAGAGGUAUCAUGAUGGGUGUUAUGGGAUUCCGGGGGAGAUGACGAAGAGUGCGAUGAGGUUUGGGGCGGAGACGGAGGGGUUUAUUACGGAUCCUGUGUAUGAGGGGAAGAGCUUGGCAGGGAUGAUGGAUUUGGUGAAGAAGGGGGAGAUUAAGGAUGGGAGUACUGUGUUGUAUGCUCAUCUUGGUGGGCAGUUGGCGCUGAAUGCUUACUCUGGCUUGUUUGAAUAGUGGUAUCAAAGUGCUUCUGCUGUUCCACAAGGCGAAAGGUAAAUGCCCAUGUAUUUAUAUCGAUAGG